CGUCAGCACCUUGCGGAAGUACCGGGGAGAACAGGUCGAUCGGAAUCAACACUUGCGAUGUUUUCACACUCGAAUACAGAGUUUAUUAUAAACUAACGCAUUAUUGUCAAGUUAUAUACCAGUUUAGUUAAUCUUGUGAGGCAUCCGGUUCCGAUCAGUAGCGCGAUAGAAAGAAGGGACAAAAUGUCCCUGUUUCAGUCAGCUCUCGAUUUCCUGGCCGGGCCCGGUGGAUCCGGUGCCGCCGCCAGCCGGGACCAGAACGACUUUGUCGGGCAGGUGGUCGAGCUCGGAGAGCUGAAGCUCCGGAUCAAACGAGUCAUCGCGGAAGGUGGCUUUGCGUUCGUGUAUGAAGCUCAGGAUUUGGGCAGCAGUAAGGAAUAUGCUCUGAAGAGACUUCUCUCCCAUGAGGAGGAAAAGAGCAAGGCUAUUAUUCAGGAAGUCUGCUUUAUGAAAAAGCUGUCUGGGCAUCCCAACAUUGUGCAGUUCUGUUCUGCUGCGUCUAUCAGCAAAGAAGAGUCUGACACGGGCCAGGCCGAGUUUCUAAUUCUGACUGAACUCUGUAGAGGCCAGCUGGUUGAUUUUGUGAAGAGGGUAGAGCAGAAAGGACCCAUGUCAUGUGACACGGUUUUGAAGGUUUUCUACCAGUCGUGUCGCGCUGUGCAGCACAUGCACAAACAGUCUCCACCAAUCAUACACCGGGACCUAAAGAUUGAGAAUUUGCUGAUCAGUCAUCAGGGAACCAUAAAGUUAUGUGACUUCGGUAGCUCAACAACUUUGGCACAUUACCCGGACUACAGCUGGUCUGCCCACAAGAGAUCUAUGGUGGAGGAUGAGAUUACUAGAAACACAACUCCAGCAUAUAGGACACCAGAGAUGAUCGAUCUGUAUUCCAACUACCCGAUAAAUGAGAAACAAGACAUAUGGGCUCUGGGCUGUAUCCUGUAUCUGCUCUGUUUUAAACAGCAUCCGUUUGAAGAAGGAGCCAAGCUCCAGAUCGUCAACGGCAAAUACAACAUUCCUCAAAACGACACCAAGUACACAGUCUUUCAACAACUCGUCCGAUCGAUGUUAAAAAUCAACCCGGAGGAGCGGCUGUCGAUCAACGAGCUUGUUAACCAAUUGCAGGAGAUCGCUGCGGCGAGGAACGUCAACCCCAAAUCGCCCAUUACCGAGCUCCUGGAGCAGAACGGAGGAUUCGGGAACAACAGCGCGCAGAUUCCCUCGCAGAUCAACAACAUACACAAUGCUGGUGUGUAUGAUGGAGAUCAAGGAAUGGGCGGAGGAUUUCUGGAUAUUCUGAAAGGAGGAACAGAAAGAUUCCUCACCAACAUCAAAGACACGUCAUCUAAAGUGAUCCAGUCUGUGGCCAGUUAUGCUAAAGGAGAUCUCGACCUGUCCUACAUCACCUCCAGAGUAGCAGUCAUGUCUUUCCCAGCCGAAGGUGUGGAAUCUGCCAUCAAGAAUAACAUCGAGGACGUGCGUUUGUUCCUGGACUCCCGUCACGCGGGUCAUUACGCCGUUUAUAACCUAUCCAAACGCUCCUAUAGACCCGCUCGCUUUCACAACAGGGUAUCUGAUUGUGGUUGGCAGCCCAGACGCGCUCCUACUCUUAAGAACUUAUACAGUAUAUGUAAGAACAUGCACCAGUGGCUCAAACAGGACCAGAGGAACAUCUGCAUCGUGCAUUGCUUGGAUGGGCGGGCCGCCUCGGCUGUCGUGGUUUGUUCGUUCCUUUGCUUCUGUCGCUUGUUCUCCACGCCUGAGGCUGCAGUUUACAUGUUCAGCAUGAAGCGAUGCCCACCGGGUAUCUCACCUUCACACAAACGGUAUAUUGAAUACAUGUGUGAUAUGAUGGCAGAAGAGCCCAUAAUCCCCCACACCACGCCAAUCACCAUCCGCUCUGUCGCCAUGACACCCGUACCGCUCUUUAAUAAACAGCGCAACGGAUGCCGGCCAUUCUGCGAGGUCUAUGUCGGCGAUGAGCGCGUCACCACCACAUCACAAGAGUAUGACAGAAUGAAUGAUUUUAGGAUGGAAGACGGCCAAGCGGAGAUUCCUCUAAACGUAACCGUGCAGGGAGAUGUUCUUAUAGUCAUUUAUCACGCCCGCGCUACGCUAGGAGGACGCUUGCAGGCCAAAAUGGCCUCUAUGAAGAUGUUUCAGAUUCAGUUUCAUUCAGGGUUUGUGCCCAGAAACGCCUCCACCGUCAAAUUUGCAAAGUACGAUCUUGACGCGUGUGACAUCCAGGAGAAAUAUCCCGACCUCUUCCAGGUACAUGUAAAUGUAGAGGUGGAGCCUCAGGAUCUCCCUAGCAACAAGACCCCGCCCUGGGAAAACUUUGCCACGAAAGGCCUCAAUCCAAAAAUCCUUUUCUCCAGCCGAGAUGAACAGCAGGAGAUCCUGACAAAGUUUGGUAAACCAGAGCUUCCCCGGCAGCCCGGUUCUACAGCCUGUUACGCCUCAGAACCCUCAAAACCAGAGUCCUCACCUGAGGAUCCACAAACAGAACCAGACUCACCGUCCCCUCAAAGCAUCGACACCAACGCCAACAACUUCUUCCAAACACUGGACUGGGAAGAUGGCGGUAGGCAGUACGGCUGCUCUGACAGCCAAUUGGAUGACCAGGAUGAUUUGAGCGGCGGAGGCUCAGAGGAGGAGUCGGUGUCUUACUCUGCCCCUCCUGACGGGACUCUAUCACGUGACACCAGCGAACCGCUUUUCGAGGCGGACUUCACCAGCACACCACCUGACCCUCAGCCGGACACAGAGGAUCUGCUCGGCCUGAACUCUGACCCCUGCCCUCCGGCCAGUGCAGCUCACCCUGCUGAGACGGGAAUGAAAAGUUCAGCCAGUAACAGCAAUCUCCUGAACGACCUGUUCACCCAACAACCCGACACUACACCUUCUGCGGACACUGAAGAUCUGAUAGGCCAAAGUUCAGCGGAAGAUUUGUUCUUCACCAACACACACAGUCAACCAGCACCGGCAGCAACAAAAGACUUCUUUGACCCAUUUGGUGUGGGAUCAGGAUCUUCAGGGUCUGAUCUGUUUGGUGAUCUCCUGGCGUCAGAGAGCGGCAGCGGUGGGCUCACAGCUCCGCCCCCCGGAUCCAACUCCAGCCUCUUUAACCUUAAUCAGUUGGGGGAUGAGACACCCAAGAUGACGUCAUCAGCGAGUCAGCCUGAUCUGUUGGGUGGCUGGGACAACUGGACAACAGGAGGAACCAGUACCACCAGUAACAUGACCAAUACUGCCAGCAAGCCUGCCACCAGUGCCUCCGGAGUGUCGUCUUUCUCCAAGGCCAAAUCUCAAAGCUUUGACCCUUUCGCUGACCUCGCCAGCCUGGGUUCAACACGGCCCGGCUCAUCCAGUGCUGGAUUAUCUGGCUCGGGUUUUAAAACGGCGCCCUCUGCUGGCGGCUCUAAGAACACGAGUCAACAGUGGCAACAGAACCCUCGGCCCUCCUCCGGCCCCAGCAAACCGUGGAUGCCUCCGAACUCGGCUUCCAAACCACAAGCCCAACCCGCCAGACCUGCCAGCCAACCAGCCAAACCCAACUACAACCCCAGCUUCAGUGUGAUUGGUGGACGAGAAGACAGGGGAAUCAGAGGGCUGGGAUUUGGUCCAAAGCCCAAGGUGAAAGAGGAUGACUUUGAGGAUCUUCUGUCUACACAAGGUUUCGGCUCCAAACCUGAUAGGAGGGGACCCAGGACCAUCGCCGAGAUGAGAAAACAAGAGAUGUCCAGAGACAUGGACCCUCUCAAACUUCAGAUCUUAGAUUGGAUUGAAGGAAAGGAGCGGAACAUAAGAGCGUUGCUCUCCACGCUGCACACGGUUUUGUGGGAGGGAGAGACGCGCUGGAAACCAGUCAACAUGGCUGAUCUGGUCACACCUGACCAGGUGAAGAAGGUCUACAGGAAAGCUGUGCUUAUUGUUCAUCCGGACAAGGCUACAGGUAAGCCGUACGAGCAGUACGCUAAAAUGAUCUUUAUGGAGCUCAACGACGCGUGGUCAGAGUUUGAGAACCAAGGAUCCAAAGCGCUUUUCUGAGCGUGGUCAGUGAGGGUCUGUCGGAUGCUGUGUGCCCCCUACAGGCAGGCUGAGGCACAGCGCUCUCUCGCUCUCUCUCUACAUAUACAGACACGCUGCCACCGACCGCAGACACGUGAGAGAGAAAGUUCAACUAAUCAAGGGAGGAAAACAGACCUCUGUUUGUGGAAUGGACGAAUAUCUUGACAAACUGUUACACAAUGACGUGCUUUAACGGAGGACUGAAACCCGCAGCGUUGGAUUUCUCUUCCUUUUUUUUAAAGGAGCACCGUGCUAUCACCUGUGGCAUUUGUAGAUCAAUAAAACCACAAACGCACACACACAUUUGAGACGGCAGUGCACUUCAGAAGAGUUCGGAAACCGAAAACAAGAAACGAAUGAUGGUUGCCGAUUGGUUUUACGUCAUGCUAUGCAUCACUUUUCUUUCACGUGUUUUUGAAUCUGUGUGGUUUGUCAAUUAUGAUGUAAAUAAUCAAUUAGCUCUGUGUGUGUGCGUGUUUGAGGGUGGACACAGUGUUCUGGGAAGUCAGACGUUUGGACUUCUGCACUCCAGUAUAUGAAGUUUCUGUUUUUCAUCACUUUCUUUGUCUUAUCAUGUUUCUCAUAAGUGUUAAUUCUCCUCGCCGUGAGGUGUGUUUGUGUGUUUGUCUGGCUCGAGGGCUCAUUUUCUACAGUCCAAAGAUGAUUUCCAGCGGACGCCUCAUUUGAAGUAACACUCAACGUAUCAAGUGACAUCACACAAUUCGGGAAUUCAUAAUGUGUCGCUUUGCUUUUAUUUUUAUCUCAAGGACCAAUCAGAAAUGUCUUUAUUUAUUGUUUUGACAGGUAGACAAGUACACGGUGACUAAUUCAAAGGACUGAGAUGGCGAAUGUAAUGUAUACAACGGAACAAACGUUUGCGUUUACCGAAACUAAAGUCAUUCCAAAGCAUCUACUAACGUGAAUGUGCUUUUAAAGAUUAUUGCUGGCAGAAUGGAAUGUAUACUAUGUUUCUGUUUAUUUUCUUACAACUGCUAUCCUGUUGUUGGAUGUUAACAAGCAAACACAAUUUUUAAUUUCAUGUUUCUGUAAUGUCGCAGCUUUGCAUCAUUCCCUCAGGACAUCAGACCAAUUUCAGAUUCAUUCAAAUACACUUUAAGGAAAGGGAGGGUUUGGCGUUAUUUUUAGCGGCCUAUAGCAAUAUUUUUUGUUAUGAAAAAUCAAAGUCUUGAGAAGAAAUGCUGAUUUGGGGUUCUCUAACAGGCCAGGUGUGUCUGGAUCCUGCUGUAUAUCUGUGAUCAUUGUAUAUAUGUUGUACCGGAUGCGUACAGUAAAGGAGAUGAUACAGUUUGGCUUGAA
Triplophysa rosa is the source of this 5388-nucleotide messenger RNA. RefSeq names its product cyclin G associated kinase (gene gak). Bases 184 to 4050 code for a protein of 1288 amino acids. Gene Ontology annotation, biological process: regulation of clathrin-dependent endocytosis; protein phosphorylation; positive regulation of Notch signaling pathway. Gene Ontology annotation, molecular function: AP-2 adaptor complex binding; protein serine/threonine kinase activity; ATP binding. Lineage: Eukaryota; Metazoa; Chordata; Actinopteri; Cypriniformes; Nemacheilidae. The transcript has 28 exons. Gene Ontology annotation, cellular component: cytoplasm. The record is from RefSeq and is a predicted model, not a curated record.